This is a messenger RNA of Helianthus annuus (common sunflower), 858 nucleotides long. RefSeq lists its product as uncharacterized. The transcript has 4 exons. The record is from RefSeq and is a predicted model, not a curated record. Lineage: Eukaryota; Viridiplantae; Streptophyta; Magnoliopsida; Asterales; Asteraceae. The coding region runs from base 50 to 685 and encodes 211 amino acids.
CCCAAAUAUUCUUCAUUUGAAACUCCCUCCCCUCCCUUGAAACCCAGAGAUGGAGUUGAAGGUCUCCGACGUGAAUCAAUGGAAGGUAGCUUUAUCAGCGUACGAUAGCAGAAUCCAGUCCCUCAACAAACCAGAUCUCGCAUCUCUAGAUCACUUCUAUACCAAACAACUACCAUCCAUCAUCCACAAACGAAACCCUAACCCCUAUAUCACCACCCCAGAGCUCUCAAACCUCAUGAAAUGGAAGCUCACUCGCGGAAAAUGGAGACCUAGGUUGCUGGAUUUUGUAUCGUCUAUAGACGAAGAGACUGUGAAAGCGGCUUCUGAGAAGGCGUUUAAAGCGUUACCGGAGGUUUCUAAAGCGGUUUCGGAGCUGACGGUGUUGAAAGGCGUUGGUCCGGCAACUGCGUCUGCUGUUUUGGCUGCUUAUGCUCCGGAUGUUGCUCCUUUUAUGUCUGAUGAGGCAAUGGUGGCAGCUCUUGGCAACUCUAAAGACUAUACUUUGAAACAAUACCUCUUGUUUGUUGACAAGCUUCAGGAUAAAGCAAAGGAAUUAAGUGCCGAAGGGGAUGUGUUCACACCCUCAGAUGUAGAAAGAGCUUUAUGGAGUUCUGCCAUUGGAGCCAAAGUUGAAGAAUCAUCAAACACUGAUACUAAAUCCAGCAAAAAGAAGAGGAAGCGGUGAUUAUGAUUAUGGAAAUCUAGCAACUAGUAUUGUAAGGUUAUUGGUAGUUUAACCUUUGAUUUAAUGUACUAGUUAGAUCGAACAUUGUAUAUGUUUUGAUCAUCGGAAGGAUGAUUUCAUGUUCUCGUUUGUAUGAGAAACGAUAUUUUUGUGUGGUUUAUGUUCUGAUUUUU